Molecule: messenger RNA, 2664 nt
Organism: Tetrahymena thermophila SB210
Lineage: Eukaryota; Ciliophora; Oligohymenophorea; Hymenostomatida; Tetrahymenidae
Product: transmembrane protein, putative
Exons: 12
Source: RefSeq, a predicted model, not a curated record
AUGUUAAAAAACAGGCAAGAAAGGGAAAUUGAAAAUGCAAAUAGAUAGCUGCUUUAAUAUGAGAAUUAGUUGAAAGACAUAGAAAUAAAAGUUAGUGAAUUGGAAUCAAAAAACUAAUAGUACACAACUGAACUAGCUUCUAUCAAUAAGUCAGUUUUAGAAAAAGAAAAAGAAGUUGAAGAGAUGUCAUAAAAGAUCAGAGAUAUUAGAUUAGAACAUGGAAGCUCAGAUGCAAAAUAAAUAUAACUUUUAGAGAAAAAGGUUAGAGAAAUGCUUUAACAGUUUUUCUAAAACUGCAAAAAGCAUGCUAUUCGCUAAUAGGAUAAAAACAAUUUUAUUAGUAAAGAGUCACAAAAAGCCAAACCUAAUAAAAAUUAAAAUUAAUUGGAAGAUGGAUAAGAUAACUCAAACAUUGAUUUACAAAACUUAUCAUCAGAUAGAAAAUUUUUAGGUUAAAAUAAUAAUAAUGAUAAUAAUAAGCAAUAGAAUAAACAAGAUUCCAAGGUAUCAAGAGCUAUACCUUAGGGUAAUCAAUCAUUUCACUUUGUAAUUAAAGUUAGAAACGGAUAGUAAGUAAAUGAUGUUCCUAUUGACCUUGACCAAAUUCAAAAAGUUUCUAAUCUUAGAGACUAUCUUUCAAAGACAUACAGCAUCCAAAAAGAGUUUCUUUUUUUAUAUGACGAAAGUGGCAACAUGCUACUAGAUGAAAUGGAAUUAUAGCAUUCAUUAUUUCCUAAUGUUUUUAAAACCAUUAAAAACUACACUCCUUAACUCACUAUUGAAGUUAGACGCCAUAAGAGCUCUAAGAAAGACAAUUAAAAUAACCCUUUAGAAACUCUAAUGACUAACAAUGAUGAAUAGAAUUAUGACGACACAAUUAAAAAUGGUAAUAUGAGAAAAUCUAGAAAGAAAAUAAGUAAUUGGAGCACCUUUUUACAGAGACUUCCAAAGAUUUUAAAACAAUUGCAGCACUUACUAGAAAACUUAGCUAUUUUAGCAUUAAUUGUUUUGUUUAUUCUCAACAGAUAUAUUUCAAACGAUGUUAUCAAUAAGUUUAACAUCAAUAAUUAAGUUAAUAAAGCCUUAAAAGCAAUCUUUACAAAUAACGACAAUCCUUUCUCUUAAUUUGAUACUCCUGUUUUUAUGGCUUUAGUUUAGUUUGGUUAACUCAAUUAAAGAACAGGUUUUACUCCGUUUUUGACAAGUGUUAUUUAUUAAACGAGAUUUAAAGCGAAAAGUGAUUGUGACAUUCCAAAGAAUCAUUAUUAAUUAUUUUCAUUUGGAACAAGCUAAUAUUGUGUAGAUAUUAAUUCAUAUGAUUAAUCUUCUUAUGGAGAUAAAAUUUAACCUUAUUUUCAAUAUUCGUCUAUACCUGGUACAGAUAUAUCUGGUUUUAUAAUAUAUUCAAAUUAGAUAAAAAAAAAUUGGGAAAUAGAUAGUUAUCUUACAUUUUUAACUACUUAGUGGUUUGACUUUCAAACAUAUAAAGUAACAGUUAUCUAAAAUUAUUUUAAUUCUCCUACUGGAAUGGCUGUCUAAUUGAAGAUGACAUCAACAAAUAUUGUCACAGAUAGGAAAAUUGCUAAUUUGGAAUACUCAAUUAACUCUUUUACAGUUUAACCUGAAAGUUAAAGCGAGAAGAUUACCUCUAAUUUUAUUACAGGAAUAGCUUCAUUCUUGUUACUUUUUGCUUUAAUUGAAUACAUUGGUAUUUAUGGAUAAAAGACAGCUAAUAUUACUGUCCAGCUUUACAAACAGCGCAAGGAAGAGUAUGAAAGAAAAAAACUAUAAGAAGAAAUCGACCAAAAAGAGUUUGAAAAGAAUUUUGGAGCUUAAGCAGCUUAACAAAAUAAAAAGAAAUCAGAUAACUCUUCAAGCAAGCUUUAAGAUCAUCAAUAUUAAAUAAUAGAUUUUAGUUGGAUUUAUAUACUCAUAAAAAGACCAGAAUUUUUCGAUGUCAUCAAUAUUAUAUCUUUGAUAUUACUUUUGGUGCAAUCAGGUAUUUACAGUAGUUUUAGAAGUAAAAGAGAAGGAAUAAUCAAACCAGAUAAUGAAGACUAUGUUGAUUUUGACACUUAUAUUUAAGAUGAAUAUAUCAUUAUUAUGCUCACUGCAGUUAACACUUUACUUCUCAUGCUUUCGUUUACUAAAUAUCUUGCUUCUUGGAGUUUUACACUCAAGAUAUACUCAUAAAUUAUGACUUCUUUUGUGAAAAGAUCUUGGGCUAUAUUAUUUGUGGUUAUAAUUAUGUUGUUAAUUAUAUCUUUCAGUUGGAUGACAUUUAUAUCUUCCUCUAUUUAAUAUCAUGAUAGUUUUAUAUAUUCAAUGUUCCUUCAGGUUAAGGCUACUUUCUUUUCUAGUUUCAUACAAGAACUUAGAAUUAGACUACAGACUCAACCAGAAAUGCCUCCUUUAGUCAAAGAUGCAGUUUUUAGUCCAUUUACUUUGAUAGCAAUGCUGAUUCUCCAGUUUGUAAUUCACUUUUGCAUAUUCUCAUUCUUAGCCUCUCUCAUGGCUAAUAGUAUUCAUAUUACAAAGGAACGCAUGGAAAAAAUUAGUAAGGAAAUACAAGAUUUUGAGAAACGCAAGGUUGUUGGUUAGACUAUUUUCUUUAGAAAGAGUAUUAAGAAUUUCUCAAAGCAUGAAAACCAAGCAAUAAACUGA